AUGCUCCACCCUUGUAUGAAUUGUAUUGUAUUUGUUUUAUUACUCAAAUUCUGCUCUCAGCUUCCAUCUUUUUUUUACUCUUCAACGAGGAACAACAAGAAACUACCAUCUCCAUCUCUGAAAUGACCCUAACACCCUUCUUCUUCACCAUUUCUCUCCUCACCACCACCAUCAUCAUUACAUUAACAAAAUGUGCAUUUGUUACUGCCCUCGGCUCGGCCUCCACGGCUGCUGUUACCUUUGGCACGGCCACUGUUUGUGGCAUCAUUGCUGGUGAGCCAACACAGAGAGUCCAGUGCUACCAAAAUGGACUCAACGUUUCAGUUUUGCCUAAUGUAUCAUUUGAAGCAAUUUCUGGUGGCAGAAGCUUUUUUUGUGGCCUCAGGUCAGGUGGAUUCAAAAUUUACUGUUGGGAGACUCAAACUACAAUGAUUUCAAGUUUUAGGCCAAAACGUAUAUAUUCCAACUACAGUAUAUCCUUGACUGACCUGGCGGUUGGUGAUGAUCAGGUUUGUGCUAGAGAAGUGGAUUCUGGUAUAGCUAGAUGCUGGAGAGGAGGAAGUGGUUCUCCAUUUCCAUCAUCUGGGAUUGGUUUAAGGUUUCGUGCAAUCACAUCAGGGAGUGGCUUCACUUGUGGGAUAUUGAAGAAUGAUGGCAAAGUUUUCUGUUGGGGUGGUAAUAAGAUGGGAGUUGAAAUCCAAAGACUAUUUGGUAAUUUGUCGAUGUCAAAUUUGGUUGCUGGAGAUUCUCAUGCUUGUGGAUUGACUAUGACAGGAUUCUUGGUUUGUAGAGGGAAUAAUGAGUCCGGGCAAUUGGAUGUUCCUUCUAAUUCAGCUUUUGAGUUCUCUGGCCUUUCAUUAGGAGGAAACUUUAGUUGUGGUAUCAGGCGAAAAAAUGGAUUGGUUCUCUGCUGGGGAGGAGCUAACAGAUCUAAAUUUGAUUAUGAUGCAGUGAAAGAUGUUUCAUUUGAGUCAAUUGUUUCUGGUUUGAAUUUUAUUUGUGGCUUGACAACAGGGAAUCUAACAAUGGUUUGUUGGGGUCCAGGGUGGUCUAAUGGGGUUAAUUCAAUGAGUGAUCUUCCUUUGGGAAUGGUAAUUCCAGGUCCAUGCGUUCAGGUUACAUGUAAUUGUGGUACGUAUCUAAAUUCUGAGACCUUGUGUUAUGGUUCAGGAAACAUUUGCAAAUCAUGCCAGACUGAACUUCCAAUUCCAGUGCCAUUGUCCCCAUUACUAGCACCACCUCCAUCAGAAGGAUCGAAGCCAUUUUCUCCACCAAGGAAGGACAUUAACAGGCUUUCCUUGGUAUUUUUGUUUGUUGGAUCAACUGGAGCUUUUGCAGGGAUUUGCACUAUUUUUUACUGCUUAUGGCCAGGAGUAUGUGGCUUCUUGCUAUGCAGGACGCAUAAUUCUGUGCAGCCAACGGUUACAGAUGCCAAUAUAAUUACAACUGUUGUGGAUAGUAAUGAUUCCAUUGCCCCAUCUUUACGAUCAUUUUCCAUUAGGCGCAACAGCUCACAAAGACUAGGUCGCCAGAGAAGUGGGUCAUCAUCAUCAAAACAUGCAGAGAAAACCCAAAAUUUUUCAUUAUUAGAGCUUGCUAGUGCUACUAAUAACUUCUCAGAGGAAAACAGGAUAGGUGCUGGGAGCUUUGGAGUUGUUUAUAAAGGCAAACUUCCUGAUGAUCGUGAAGUAGCCAUUAAAAGAGCAGAAACUUCUGCAAAGGUAAAGAAAUUCCAAGAGAAAGAAACUGCUUUUGACUCAGAAUUAGCAUUGUUAUCCCGGCUUCACCACAAGCAUUUGGUCGGGUUAGUUGGAUUCUGCCAAGAUAAUGAUGAGAGGCUUUUGGUUUACCAGUACAUGAGCAAUGGGUCACUCUAUGAUCACCUGCAUAACAAGGACAAUAUUGAAACAGACAGUAGCAUUCUAAAUUCCUGGAAAAUGAGGAUCAAAAUUGCAUUGGAUGCAGCAAGAGGGAUUGAAUACCUCCACAACUAUGCAGUUCCACCUAUAAUUCAUAGAGACAUCAAGUCCUCAAAUAUACUAUUAGAUGCAGAUUGGACGGCUAGAAUUUCAGAUUUUGGAUUAUCACUAAUGGAACCAGGAUCUGAUCAAGAAUUUAUGUCAACCAGGGCAGUUGGGACGGUUGGAUACAUUGAUCCUGAAUACUAUGUAUCGAAUGUACUGACAGCAAAAAGUGAUGUAUAUGGUUUGGGGGUGGUAUUGCUAGAGCUUUUGACAGGACAAAAAGCUGUUUUCAAAAAUGAAGAAGAUGGAACAGGACCAAUCGGGGUGGUCGAAUAUGCCAGCCCGAGGAUAUUGACAGGUGAUCUCCGGACAGUGGUGGAUAGAAGGGUUGGUGUCCCCGAGAUUCAUGAGGCGGAGGCUGUGGAGCUGAUGGCUUAUACGGCUCUGCAUUGCGUGAAUUUGGAGCGAAAGGAGAGGCCUAAUAUGACAAACAUUAUUGCCAAUUUGGAGAAAGCGCUGACGCUUUGUAAGGAUAGCCCUGCUAGUCUCUCUUCUAGAACAAUUUCCAUUCCUUCAGAAUGAGAUUUAAGAAGAAGAGUUCAUUUAACUGAUUUUUCCC
Molecule: messenger RNA, 2583 nt
Organism: Durio zibethinus
Lineage: Eukaryota; Viridiplantae; Streptophyta; Magnoliopsida; Malvales; Malvaceae
Product: putative serine/threonine-protein kinase-like protein CCR3
Biological process (GO): protein phosphorylation
Molecular function (GO): ATP binding; protein kinase activity
Source: RefSeq, a predicted model, not a curated record